AUGUUUAUGCUCCGCAAUGUGAGCAAAUUCAUAUUUGGUGAUACUUCCAAAGAGUCGAUCAUCGAAAUCCCGCAAGGGCAGCUCUACCUUGUCCGACCGUUGUCGCCCAAGGGUUACUCCGAGCUCAUCUUCAAGGACGCCGCGGCUACAAUCCGUCGCACCGGUCAGGAGUUCCAAUACCAGCUGGUUAUCCAGCGAGCCUAUGAGGAAGGUGAGGAGGAACUCGCCGAUGACGAGGACGAGGAGGGCGGUGCCGAUAGCUUAGACAAGGACGAGAAGAUUUUCUUGCUCGACCAAACCUUGCAUUUUCGCUCGGAGGUUCGUGACGGCUCGGUGAAGGUUCUGGCGUGGGAUGAUUUGAGCGGUGACGUGGGUGACCUCUUCGAGUUUAUUUGCGACGCUUCGGUCCCUUCAGACAAAGUCGCUACUUUUGAGCUGGCCGCACUCCAGUGCCAGUACGAGCGCAAAUUCCGCCGCAGCGCCCAGAAGGCCACGGAAGAGGAGCUACAGGAGUUUCAAUUCGGUGAGGAGCAGCCGAUCCCGUCUGCGAGCCCGGUUUCGUCCCCGACCACAAAGUCUCACGCGCAUCCUUUAACAUCUGCCGAUUCGGCGGCGGCAAUGGCACGCGAUGUGAAGUAUGCUCAGUCCAAGGGCCAGAUCAAGACACCCGCGGCCGAUGAGGAGCCAACGGCUGCUCCGGCCGCUGCAUCUCAGCCUGAAGUCAAGGAAAUUCUCAGCAAGGAGAAAGCUGAGCUACAUCUCUAUGAUUUCUCAACAGGAACUUUUGUGAUGCAGGAUCCCGAAAUCACGGCAACUGUGUCCGAGAUUGGUACCUGGCAGUACUGGAUGCAGAUCAGCGGCAAGGACAAGGAGUGGUUAGGUCAAGCAGUCGUCGCAGACAUCAACCCCGUCUUUAAUUUUGAAUACCUCUCGUUCAUCUUCAACCACUAUGGAGAAGAUGGCUCAGCCUAUUCGUGGCUGCUACGAUUCAGGGACCAGAACUCUGAGGAACGGUUCCAGGAGGGCCUGAUGCAGGCGCUCUGGGAGCAACUCAAUGAGAUGAAGUGGAACAAGGUCAAGGAGAAGGAUCAAGAAUACGUGUUGGAUGCCUUCCAGGACCUCACGAUGGAAGAUGCGGAUGACCAGCCAGAAGAUGAGGAAGAGGAGGCCGAGGAGGAAGACGAAACCGAUCAGGAUGACGGUCAGCGCAGCGAGCACUACGACUCCGAUGAAGAAGAGGAAGAUGUCAUCACCCGUGAUGCAGAUGGGAAUGUCAACUCUCAGCUGGCAGUGGGCUACAAGCACGACCGGUCCUUUGUCGUUCGAGGAUCGAAGAUCGGCGUCUUCAAGCAUACACCCAACAACAACCUCGAGUUCUCUACGAACAUCUCAAAGGUCCAAACUCCCAAAGGCAAACUCUUUAGCCCCAAGAAGGUCAUGCUGCAUGCGGAGGAUAGCAAUAUGGUUCUACAGAACGAGGACGAUCCGAAUUCGCUGUACCGGAUGGAUCUCGAAUACGGCAAGAUUGUGGACGAGUGGAAGGUCCAUGAUGAUAUUCCCGUGGAGACUUUCGCGCCAGAAAACAAAUUCUCCCAAAUGACAUCUGCUCAGCCUUUUGUGGGUGCAUCCAAGAAUGCCCUCUAUCGGGUCGACCCUCGUGUGUCUGGUAACAAGCUCGUCGAUGCCGACCUUAAGCAAUACGUCAGCAAGAACGACUUCUCGGCCCUGGCCACCACCGAGAAGGGCUACCUUGCCGUCGCGUCGAACAAGGGUGACAUCCGCAUGUUCGAUCGACUAGGCAUCAACGCAAAGACACACAUUCCUGCCCUGGGUGAGCCGAUUAUUGGCCUUGAUGUCUCCGCUGAUGGACGCUGGGUGCUGGCCACAUGCCGCACCUAUCUCCUCCUCAUUGACUCGCUGCAAAAGGACGGGAAAAAUGAAGGCAAGCUCGGAUUCGAGAAGUCAUUUGCCAAAGACGCAAAGCCCCAACCCCGUCGCCUGGGCUUGCAGCCCGCACACGUCGCACAGUUCCAGCAUGAGACUAAGCAGCCCCUCAGCUUUACCCCUGCCCGCUUCAACACCGGUGUCGAGAGCGAAGAAACCUCCAUCAUCACCGCCACGGGCCCCUUCAUCAUCACCUGGAGUAUGAAGAAGGUCUUGGCGGGCCGCAAGGAUCCCUACACUAUCAAACGCUACGAGGAGAACGUCAUGGCCGACAACUUCCGCUUCGGCUCAGACAAGAACGUCAUUGUUGCUCUUCCCAACGAGGUCAACAUGGUCGCCAAGCGCAGCUUCCAGAAACCCACGCGCGAGAGCAUCGCGGGACCUGUGACGCCCAGUCGGCGCAGCACCGGCGGUCGAUGGGGCAGCCGUCUCGGCAGGAAUGACAUUGUCAACUCCCCGUAUUAA
This is a messenger RNA of Penicillium riverlandense, 2409 nucleotides long. RefSeq lists its product as uncharacterized. The transcript is spliced from 3 exons. NCBI's taxonomy places the organism in Eukaryota, Fungi, Ascomycota, Eurotiomycetes, Eurotiales, Aspergillaceae. The record is from RefSeq and is a predicted model, not a curated record. Gene Ontology annotation, cellular component: nucleus; cytoplasm. The coding region runs from base 1 to 2409 and encodes 802 amino acids.